UUGUCAAUGUCAAAUUACCUACUUGUCAGUUGGCGAGAUAAAUUUUAUAAUCGUUAAGCCAAUUUGUGUGAAAAAUGGCAUUGGCUUUAGUUAAAAAAGCCAUCAUAUCCAAUCCAAGUUCCUUUCGUAAAACUGUUGGAAUAUUUUGUAAUGCUGCAAGAAACCAUUGGAAUUACCAGUACAAGCCUGGUCCAUAUCCUAGGACUCAAGCAGAAAGAGAAGCUGCUGCAAAAAAAUAUGGCUUAACUAUCGACGAAUAUCAACCAUAUCCUGAAGAGAUGUGCUAUGGAGAUUAUCCAAAAAUGCCAGAUAUUGGUGCCGAUUCAAAAGAUCCAUCGUAUCCUUAUGAUUCGCCGGAAUUAAAAAGAAAUUUUAACGAAACAUUUCAUGCACAAGCAGAAAUAUUUGGAGAAGAUCGCUAUGAUAUAAGCAUGAGGCCUCGACUUCCUGUAUUGACUCAAUUGACAUGGUUUUUGUGUACAAUCACAGGUAGUUUCCUGUUAUACUUUUACUUUGAAAAUCAUAAGUUUGGACGACCUGUAACUGUUAAGCAAUAUCCUCAAGAUGGUCCACACUACUUAUUCAGCCCAAAAUAGGAAAAAUAAGUAUGUCAGCGUAGUGUUCUAAAUUAUUGUUCAAUCAAUAAAAUGCUGUUAUCAAAUAGAUUUAUUUAAAAUA
Vanessa tameamea is the source of this 678-nucleotide messenger RNA. It is a transcript of the gene ND-ASHI, whose product is annotated as NADH dehydrogenase [ubiquinone] 1 beta subcomplex subunit 8, mitochondrial. The coding region runs from base 75 to 596 and encodes 173 amino acids. The transcript has 3 exons. NCBI's taxonomy places the organism in Eukaryota, Metazoa, Arthropoda, Insecta, Lepidoptera, Nymphalidae. Gene Ontology annotation, cellular component: mitochondrion. The record is from RefSeq and is a predicted model, not a curated record.